Messenger RNA from Lasiodiplodia theobromae, 249 nucleotides. Its product is annotated as Conidiation-specific protein con. The transcript is spliced from 4 exons. NCBI's taxonomy places the organism in Eukaryota, Fungi, Ascomycota, Dothideomycetes, Botryosphaeriales, Botryosphaeriaceae. The record is from RefSeq and is a predicted model, not a curated record. Bases 1 to 249 code for a protein of 82 amino acids.
AUGGCUGACACCAACCCCGGUAACUUUGCCAACCGCCCUACUGAGGAGGUCCGUGAGAUCGCCUCCAAAGGCGGCCACGCUGCCCAAGGCCACACGGGAUCUGCUUUCACGCAGGAGCGCAACCCCGACGGCACCUUCGCCGGAAACAAGGAGGAAGAGUCUCACCCGCCGGGCCGCAACCCGGACGGCACAUUUGUCAAGGGCAGCGAGGCGGCCAAGGAGGCCGGCCACAAGGGUGGUAUCCACUGA